UUGGCCGUGAACAAGUGCGACUUGUAGUUCUGUUUCCGAAAUAAACGCGCGUUAUGAUACUUGCAGAAGCCAUCGGAAUGCAGAUUACGAAUUUCCAUCGUGUGUAUUAUGCUCAUUGUAGACUGUUUUUCUCUGUAGUGGUAUAUCUCGUUCGGCAAUGAAAACAAAAGAAGCAAAUGGCAUCGACAUGAUUGAUAGUGAAAAAGUGAUAUUCGAGGAUGUUUCUUUUAUGUUCCGUCAUGUGAACGGUUUAUGGACGUAGGUGGUAUACAUUGGCGUAAAAAAAGGAGGAAGAAGAAAAAAAACAAAAAGAAAGAAAAAAAAGAAAUAAAAUAAAAUAGAAAGAGAGAAGAACCGGUGUGACGACUUUCGGAUCGUCUGUUUUUGUGGUAAUAGGAAGGAAAAGAAAAGAGAAGAAAGAAAGAAAGGAAAAGGUAGACAGAGAGAGAGAGAGAGAGAGAGAGAGAGAGAGUGGGAGUGGGAGAGAGAGAGAGAAACGGUCAUAAAAAAAAAAAAAGAAUUAGUUACGAUUGUAUAUGCGGCGCACGCGUACAUAACAUAUACACAUACGUGAUUUUCCGUAAAUUAGCCGCAUAUAUGACUAUAUGUUACAAACGAUACACCGUAGAAACGAUAUGUGAGAAAAAAUUUAAGAGACUUUUACUUCAAGCGAUCUUACAAUAAUCAUCGUUCGUCGUUUGGUGCUGUUUACGUAUAUAAAGUUUUCUUCUUUUAACGAGAUACGAAAGACUGGGGGGGGGAAAAAAAAAAGAAAAAGAAAAAUAAAAAAGAAAAAAAUGUUAAAUCAAGCGGUCGUCGAGGCUCUAUAUUCAGCUACAUACAUUGAAAAUUAUUUGGACUGUGUCGAAAAUCUUCCUAAUGAUUUGCAAAGACACGUUUCACGUCUUCGCGAAUUGGAUGCCACUUGUCAAACGUACUUGCGAGAGGUAGACCAACACCAGGAAGCACUGAGGAAUGAUAUUGAUCUAUCCGUAAGAAGAAGAGCACUUUUGAGAGUACAACAGGCACUUAUUGCCGCUCAAGAAAUUGGAGAUGAAAAAUUACAAAUAGUACAGCAGGUUCAAGAUUUGAUAGAGAAUAAAUCUAGACAACUUGACGUAGAUUAUCAUAAUCUAGAUUUUGGUAAAGAACAAGAGAAUUGUGAAUCCAAUCGUGAAUCAAAUUCAAAUAUUAAUUCCAAUUCAUCUACGAAUGCAAAUAAUGCCGAACGUUUGCCAAAACGUGCUAGAAGAACGAGAACAGAGACUUUGGUUGAAUCGGGACAUGCUAUGGAUAUGAUCGUAGUAUCUGAAACAAGAUCAAAUUCAUUAACUAAUUCAAGUAAUGGUAAUCAAAAGAAGACAACUACUGCGAAUACUGGUAAAAAGAAGAAAAGAAAGUCUAGACAAGGUAAUCAACAUAAUCAACAUAGGGAAGAUACUCCACCACCAUUGGAAGAUGAUCUUGCGAUAGAUCCAGAUGAGCCAACAUAUUGUCUAUGCGAUCAAAUUUCAUACGGAGAAAUGAUACUUUGUGAUAAUGAUUUAUGUCCAAUAGAGUGGUUCCAUUUUUCUUGUGUGUCAUUAAGUACUAAACCAAAAGGUAAAUGGUUUUGCCCAAAGUGUCGUGGAGAUCGUCCAAACGUUAUGAAACCAAAAGCACAAUUUUUGAAAGAACUUGAAAGGUACAAUAAAGAGAAAGAAGAAAAAUCGUAGCAGACAAAGUAUGGUUGAAGAUUUUUUUAAGAUUUCAAAGCAUUCGAUGUAAAACAAUAUUAUAUUUAAUUAGAAUUUCACUUUGAUCUAUGAAUUGUAUUCAUCAAAGUUUAAAUAUUCUAGGGUCUAAUUAAAAUCAAGUGAAUUGUAUUAAAUUAUGACACUGAUAAUGAAAAUGAUUAUUGUAUAUAAUAAUUACUUUAUAGUUUGACUAAACCAGUGAUAUUGGGUUACAUCCAAAGAUUAAAGCCGGCUAAACACAGAGUCUCGUAUAAAAGAAAGAAAAAAGAAAAAGAAAAAAAAAAAAAUUAGUACAUAGAAAAUAUUCAUAAUAUAACUCUAUACAUUAUUUGCAUAAGUAGUAUUAAUUACUUAAUUAUAAUAAUUCUUAAAAGCUUAAAAAGGACGAAAUGUGAAAACUUCUUAGAUCUAUAGUUACUUAAUAGGAAAUCUUUAGAUACAGAGGAUAUAUAUCAUAUAUGAAAAAUCGUUUAAGCAAACUAUCUCCAUAUUAGCGAAAUAAUAAAUGUAUAAAAAUUGCAACUUAUAAUUUUAAUAGCUUUUGUGACAUGGAAGGGAUGUUCUCAAUAGUUUUCUCCUAAAAUUGUAAUAUAAUUUAGAGUAUUUUGUUAUUUUAAACUUCUCUUAUGUAUCUUAAUAUUUAUCGAAAAUACGUUAUUUUUCUUCUUGUAUAUUAAUAAAUAAAAAUUAAUUAUAAUGUUAUGUAAAACAAAACGUAAAUGAAAUGAGCAGGAGUCUCGUAAUUUAUAUGUUCAUUGAAUUAUUUCUUAAUCGAUUAAUACAAAAUUUUACAUAAAUCUUAUAUUAGAAAUAUAAGAUCAAGUAUAAGUAACAUAAUAUAUUUCAGAAUUUAUUGAAGGAAACAAGGUUAUAUUAUAUAAAAGUUGAUUACAUUGUUAAAUUGCAUAUGAUAAAUUAUAGAAAGUGAGUUUCUUAUGGUUCUAUCUCAAAUUUAUAUUAUUCAUUUAUAAUUUUAUUAAGAUGGGAUUCAAUUAUUUGCAACGGCAAAAUAAAACAAAAGACAAAUGUAUAUAAAAUCAAAACUAAAUGUGUGAAGAUUUGUUUUCUUUUUUCUUUUUUUUUUUCUUUUUUUUUUUCAAUGACUUCAAGCAUUAAUAUUUUUGUAAUGAUUUUUAAACAAAACUCCAUUUUAAAUAUAAAUUCAAAUUUAUAUGCUUUAAAACAAUAACUCAUAAAAUUAAAAUUGAACUGAAAUAUCAUUGUGCUUGAAGUCCUUGAAAUAAAAAAUAAAAAAAAAAAAAAAAAAAAAAAAAAA
Vespa crabro (European hornet) is the source of this 3012-nucleotide messenger RNA. Its product is annotated as inhibitor of growth protein 1. Gene Ontology annotation, biological process: positive regulation of DNA-templated transcription. The transcript has 3 exons. NCBI's taxonomy places the organism in Eukaryota, Metazoa, Arthropoda, Insecta, Hymenoptera, Vespidae. The record is from RefSeq and is a predicted model, not a curated record. Bases 798 to 1715 code for a protein of 305 amino acids. Gene Ontology annotation, cellular component: nucleus.